This is a messenger RNA of Penaeus monodon (black tiger shrimp), 2133 nucleotides long. Its product is annotated as myosin-binding protein H-like. Lineage: Eukaryota; Metazoa; Arthropoda; Malacostraca; Decapoda; Penaeidae. The transcript has 3 exons. The record is from RefSeq and is a predicted model, not a curated record. Bases 134 to 532 code for a protein of 132 amino acids.
UAUAUGGGCAAGAUGAUUCCUGAAUUUGUGCCCAAGAAGCAAGCGCAGUUCCGUCCUAUUUCGGGUGACCCAUACUCAGACAGUGAGGCUGAGUCUGAUCACCCAAGUCCAACCAAGAUCUCAGAGCCAGUUCAUGGUAUUGAUACAGGCCCUAAGAGAUUUAUGCCUUUGGUUCCUGGUGCAGCAGUUCAACCCAAGUCAGUACGCCCCAUCCACGAUGCUCCAGUGGAUCCGCUCAGCACUGUCGCAGAACUGGGAGCCAUUACGCGACCUGGCGGUGUUGGUGGGAGAGACUCUGCGUCUAGAAUGCGUGGUGCAGGCAGAUCCACCAGUGCAAGUCACGUGGUCCAAAGGGGGCAGCGUACUUCAGAACGGGCCAGAUUACCAGAUAGUGUACAGAAACGGUGUUUGUAGGCUGAUCAUUCCUCAGGUGCUUCCAGAGGAUGAGGGGGUGUAUACCUGUACAGCUGUAAACCUUUUGGGGGUGGACUCCACCAGCGCCACAGUCUGCAUUACAGGUGAGAAGAAGUAAUCCUCACGCCACAUAGAGUCUACUUCUGCUACUCCUGCUGCUGGUACUUCUGCUGUUGGGGUCUCUGAGGAGUUCUGUUAAAGACUGUCUUUGUUGGUGGUGGUAUAAUAAAAAGUAGCCAAUAUGCUACUGUUGUGCCUCUAUUCCACUCCCCUUGCCUUCAUUCUGUCUAGACUUCAAACACUACAUUUUUGCAAACUUGGUUCAUGUAGUGUUGGUGUUGGCAUUAGUUUCUAUUGUGACUCUCCUGGUGUACAGAAAUAACAAGGGGAUUCAGCUUAGCUUAGAUAUGUAAAAGAUUUUCACUGAUAGGAAGAGGAAAUGUAUCUUUUCCAAACAAGAGCAUAAAGUAAAUAUGUUUGAGAAGCUGGUAUUAAACACAAGUAAAAGGUGUAUGGCCCAUGUUCAUUAUCACUGCCUUUGGUAUAAAUGAUUGUGUUAAGAUAUUUGUAUUUCAGUCAGACAAGAUUUAUCUAAUUAAUCAGUAUCAUUGUAUUCAGAUUACAGUCCAUUCUUUUCUUUGUUCUAGUCAGACUUCUGAUGGACUUGAACUGAUUUCUCUAUUGUAAGGUUCCUAGUCAAAUAAUAGGCCUCUCUGUGAUCUUCUCUCUGACCUGGUUUUAAGUAUAGUGGAUUUUUAAAAUAAUUUUAGAGUGUAACUUCAAAUUCUCUGUAGUGUUAGCUAUUCAUAGUCACAAGCAAUGUGUUGAUUAUGCUUCAUUUUCACUUGGGGAAGAUAUUGUUCCCAAAUAAUGAUACAAGUAUUCACUGUUCUGUCUUCCAUGCCUGUCUUGACUAAGUGCCUUCUGUACUGCCUCUGUAUUUCCUUUUAUCCCAUAAUCUCAUGACUGCAGGCUCCCUUCACAUCCUCUUUUCAAACAAACUAAACUCUAGGCUGUGCAACAUGUGCAUGAAUGACAAAUAUUUGUUAAGAAUAAUGAAUGUGAACCAGCUUUACUUGCAGUCUCCAGCAGUUAUGAUAGUUAUAUUUGAGACAUGUGAAGCAUCAUGCCUGUAGGUCCUCUUCAUAUAAAUUCUGCAUGAGUCUGGGAUAUCUUCAUGAUUUCAUACUUUUUGGAUAAUUCUACAUAGAUGUUUAGGUGAUCCAGUUGUCAUUCAUUACUGAUUGGAUAAUUGUAAUGUAAAGGGCAUGAUGCUGAUCAAGAUUUUCUGCUGUACAUAUCAAAAAAAUUAAAACUCUGUACUGAAACUUCCCAUGACAGAAAACCCAGACAUGAAGCAGAUGAUGAUCCUUUGGAAUAUGUGAACAGCUUUGUUAACCAUUCUACAGAGUUAAUAACCCAAACAUUUCUUGGUUAGACAGAAACUAUAAUAGUUUCCUGUAUUAGGCAGCCAUGUUCCAGAAAAGUGGAAGAAAGAAAGUAUGCAUAAUCCUUUUUAAGUAUAGAAAUAUACAAAACUCAUAUAUGUCAGUUUUCAUGUUCAAGUGUCCAGCCCAUUUCUUUUUAUCAUUGGAAGAUAAUUUUGUCUUAAAGCUCAUGCUACAAGUUUGUUCACAAAAUAGCUGUUGUUUAUAGUUAGUUGAUGACUGUCUUGCCUCCUUCAAUGGUGGCUUGGUUUAAUAAAAUGAUCCAAAUGGA